AUGACCAGCUUUUUAAAUUACAAGACAUUUAUCGAAGAAGGAGAUCUUGUCAUCGCCUACAUGUCUCGUGAGAACAUGACACCACUAGUUAUGGAUCCUAAAUCGACGUAUAACAAUAAAUUUGGCACUUUUCGACACUCAGAUAUGAUUGGCAAAGAGUAUGGAACUAAGAUGCCUUCCCAUAAUGGGAGAGGAUUCAUGUACUUGUUGCAUCCGACACCAGAAUUAUGGACACAUGUUGUUCCACAUAGAACACAAAUAUUAUAUCUGGCGGAUAUUUCUUUUAUAACAACAUAUCUUGAUCUAAAACCUGGCUCAGUAAUAUUGGAAUGUGGAACGGGGAGCGGAUCUUUCUCACAUUCUUUGGCUAGAACCAUUGCUCCAAAUGGCCAUUUGUAUACGUUUGAAUAUCAUGAAGAGCGUGCCAAAGCUGCAAAACAAGAUUUUGAAAAACAUGGUCUCUCUAAUAUUAUCACUAUAGAAUGUAGAGAUGUUUAUAAGGAUGGGUUUGGAAUAACCGAUUUAGUACAUGCCGUUUUUUUGGACUUGCCUGCACCAUGGGAUGCGAUCGCUUCAGCUAAAGCGGCUUUUAAACAAAAUCGAAUAGGUAAAAUUUGUUGUUUUAGCCCAUGCAUUGAACAAGUGCAACGAGCAUGUGCUUCGUUAAACGAACAUGGGUUUGUCGAAAUCAAAAUGUUUGAAUGCCUUAUUCGUAAUCAAGAGGUACAUACAAUCCCAAUAUACACUGUGAAAGAUGCUGUGUCCAAAAUCAAAGUUCAACAAGACAAAAAACGUAAACGUAACGAAGAAGAACCUUCUAAUUCGAAGUUAGCCAAAUCUCCAAGAGUUAAACAUGAUCCUCCAAAUUUAUAUGUAUCUAAAACUCCAACUGAAGCAAAAG
Molecule: messenger RNA, 901 nt
Organism: Scutellospora calospora
Lineage: Eukaryota; Fungi; Glomeromycota; Glomeromycetes; Diversisporales; Gigasporaceae
Source: the annotation of a GenBank genome assembly